Molecule: messenger RNA, 1935 nt
Organism: Lampris incognitus (smalleye Pacific opah)
Lineage: Eukaryota; Metazoa; Chordata; Actinopteri; Lampriformes; Lampridae
Gene: slc8a3
Product: solute carrier family 8 member 3
Exons: 3
Coding region: 1-1935 (644 amino acids)
Biological process (GO): cell communication; sodium ion transmembrane transport; calcium ion import across plasma membrane
Cellular component (GO): axon; postsynapse; sarcolemma
Molecular function (GO): calcium:sodium antiporter activity
Source: RefSeq, a predicted model, not a curated record
AUGGAGGGCUCAAGGCCGGUAAAACCGGGGUCAUGUGCCUGCCGCUGGUUGGGGUUGGUCUUUGUAGCUGUAGCCUUCCUGUGUGCGGAGGCCCGUACCACUCCAAGUCCUUCGCUUACUUCCAGCAAUGCCACUUGUGAGGGGAACUCUAAGUGCAAGCCGGGGAUCAUCCUGCCCAUCUGGUAUCCCGAGGAUCCCUCGAUGGGAGACAAGAUUGCUCGGGUCAUUGUAUACUUUGUGGCUCUUAUCUACAUGUUCUUGGGUGUGUCGAUCAUCGCUGACCGCUUCAUGGCAGCAAUUGAGGUCAUCACAUCCCAGGAGAAGGAGGUUGUUAUCAAGAGGCCCAACGGGGAGACAACUACCACCACUAUCCGGGUGUGGAAUGAGACCGUCUCCAACCUCACCCUCAUGGCCUUGGGCUCAUCUACCCCUGAGAUCCUGCUCUCUGUCAUUGAGGUCUGUGGACAUGAGUUCAAAGCUGGUGAGCUGGGGCCUUCCACCAUUGUGGGCAGUGCUGCCUUCAAUAUGUUCAUCAUCAUUGGCCUUUGUGUGUCUGUGAUUCCCCAAGGAGAGGUCCGUAAGGUCAAACACCUCCGAGUGUUCUUUGUCACGGCAGGCUGGAGCAUCUUUGCAUAUAUCUGGCUGUACAUGAUCCUGGCUGUGUUCUCGCCCAAUGUCGUCCAAAUCUGGGAGGGACUGCUAACGCUGGCCUUCUUCCCCAUCUGUGUAAUCCUGGCCUGGGUGGCUGACCGACGGCUGCUCUUCUACAAGUUCAUGCACAAGAAGUAUCGCACUGACAAGCACAGGGGUGUCAUCAUUGAGACAGAGACCGACCGUUCCAAAGGAAUUGAGAUGGAUGGCAAGAUGGUCAACUCACACUUUGUGGAUGGAGGUGCUGCUAGCAAUCUUAUUGGACUGAUUGAAGGCAAGGAGGUGGACGAGUCGCGACGCGACAUGAUUCGUAUCCUAAAGGACCUGAAGCAGAAGCACCCAGAAAAGGAGUUGGACCAACUGGUUGAGAUGGCAAACUACUACGCCCUGUCUCACCAGCAAAAGAGCCGUGCCUUCUACCGUAUUCAGGCGACACGGAUGAUGACCGGCGCAGGCAAUAUUCUGAAGAAACAUGUAGCAGAGCAGGCUAAGAGGAGCGCCAGCGUGCAGGAAGUGCAUGUCGAGGAGCCUGAGGAGUAUGUGUCUCGAAUUGCUUUUGAGCCUGCUGUCUACCAGUGCCUAGAAAACUGUGGUGCCGCCCUACUGACGAUCACCAGGAAGGGCGGCGAUGUCAACAAGACCAUCUACGUGGAUUAUAAGACAGAGGACGGCUCAGCAAAUGCUGGGGCUGACUACGAAUUCACUGAGGGUACAGUGGUGUUCAAACCUGGGGAGAUGGUUAAGGAAAUCAGCAUUGGCAUCAUCGAUGAUGACAUCUUUGAGGAGGAUGAGCACUUUUUUGUGCGCCUUAGCAACCUACGUGUACUGGAGACAGAAGAUGAAGUGCUUUCCCCAAACAGUCUACCAUACCCUAAGGCUAUGCUGGGCUUCCCCACCGUGGCCACCGUCACCAUCCUCGAUGAUGACCACUCGGGUAUCUUCACUUUUGAGAGCGACUCGGUGCAUGUGAGUGAGAGCAUAGGCAUUAUGGAGGUGAAAGUGCUGAGGACUUCUGGAGCGAGGGGGACAGUCAUUGUUCCCUAUCGUACAGUGGAGGGACUGGCCAAAGGAGGUGGGGAAGACUUUGAGGACACCUAUGGAGAGCUGGAGUUUAAAAACGAUGAGACCUGCAAAAUUGUUCAGGUGAAAAUUAUUGACGAUGAGGAAUAUGAGAAAAACAAGAACUUCUUCCUGGAGCUGGCCGAGCCUCGCAUGGUAGACAUGAGUCUGCAGAAAGGUGCAGUACUGAACCUAUUGUGGAAGGGUAAAGGUGCGGGAGGAUGA